Adineta ricciae is the source of this 981-nucleotide messenger RNA. NCBI's taxonomy places the organism in Eukaryota, Metazoa, Rotifera, Eurotatoria, Adinetida, Adinetidae. The record is from the annotation of a GenBank genome assembly.
AUGACAACGAGUUUUAUAAACUCAACAUCGAAAUUACCCAAUGCAAUCGACUGACAUCAAAAUAGGAAACUGACUCUUUAUUGUACGAGGAAUUAUGCUACGGUGUUCGCCGUUGAGAUUUCUUUANUUGAUUUUAUUCAACGAAUUAAUGGACUUCAAUCAACAGAAGAUGUUCGACAAAUCGUUUUUAAUUCUUCUUAUCUUAUUCUCGGACUGGGUGAUGUUUAUCUUGGUGCUCCAUGUGCAAUUCCAAUUGAUCCAAGACAUCGUUUAGUUACUUCGAAAUAUAAUCCAGCAAGAACGUUUACUCCCGAGGGAACUGUUGGCAUUGGUGGAGUUUAUUUAUGUAUUUAUGGAAUGGAUUCACCUGGUGGUUAUCAACUUAUUGGAAGAACUUUACCUAUUUUUAAUACUUUCUGUCAAAAUCAAAUGUUCAAAGAUCAAAAACCUUGGCUUUUCAGAUUUUUUGACCAAAUCAGAUUUUAUCCUGUUGAUGAAAAUCAAUUAGAAAUUCAAAGAGAAGAUUUUCGACAUGGAAAAUUACAAAUCAAAAUCAUUGAAGACAACUUUUUUGAUUUAAAUCAAUAUGAUGAAUUUCUUCAGAAAGAAAAACAAAGCAUCGAUUUAUUUCUUCACAAAAGAGACGAAGCUUUUAACAAAGAAAUUUCUCUUUGGAAAAAUUAUGAACAAGAUCAAACUCAAACAACAAUUUCAACAGAAAUUCCACAAGAAAUAGAAGAAGAAGAUGAAGAAAAUGAAAAUAUAAAAACGAUUCGUGCAGAUGUUUGUGGAAAUGUUUGGAAAAUUUUAAUCGAAACAAACCAAUUGGUCAAUGUUGAUACUCCAAUUCUUAUUCUUGAAGCAAUGAAAAUGGAAUUAAUCAUUCGAUCACCUUGUCAAGGUCAAAUCAUCAAUAUUCGUUGUCAAAUUGGACAACUUGUUUCAAAUAAUGACAUUCUUUUCAAAAUUCAAUCUACGUGA